CAAACAAUUCAAUCGACCACUCGCAUUCUGGCCUCUGGGAACGUUCUGUUCUAGAGUGAAGACCAGUUGUUCAUCUGUUUCCAGAUGAAAGAGCUCUUUUUUUUGCCAUUAAAGUGAUCAUUCAGGGCAAAGACUCAUUUUAACUCCAUUUGACACCAUUAAAGUUUCAGAUGUUCAAGGUGGAGAAAAGAGAGAGAAUGUGAAUAAAAAAAAUGGUGAGUCUAAAAAAGCAUUUUUAUGUAUUAAAAAAACUGUUUAAGGAUGGCUGGAAGAGGUAAGGCAAUAUACAGUAUGCAUUAGACCAGUGGGACUGGUACUAAUAGGGUAGCAAACACCAGGGAAAACAUUGCAAAAUACAAAUAAUAAAAUGCAACUGACAAUAUAAUCAUGUAGUUUGGACCACUAUCAUAGUUAGAAUAGCAAAAUAAAUAGACUUAUAAAAGGGAGCAGAAAACGCUGAGGGUCAAAUCAAACUCUACAGUACUUUAGCACAAAUUCAUCAGUAGGGAUGGGAAUUGUUAGGAAUUUAACAAUUCCAGUCCGGUUCCUCUUAACGAUUCCGGUUCCUUAAUGGUUCCAGUAAUGAUUCCAGUGGUUCUUUUAGUACUUUUGAAGAAGAAAUAUUUGAAAAUGAGAAAUUCAAUUUUUUAUUGGAUUUACUGUCCUCUGCAGUCUGUUACCAAAUGAUGAGAUACUUUUAGAUUUCUACAGAGCAGAUAUAACAAAUCAGAAAUAAAUGUAAUACAAUUCUUGCAAAAGGUGUGUUUGCUGACUUUUUAGAGUCAUAUAUCCAAUCCAAUAAUUAUUCCUAACUAGGCUAUAUCUGGACUGUAUCUAAACAAACAAGAAAUGUGAUGGCAUAUUUCAUUCAUAAUUUUUUUUUUAAAAUAUACAAUUCCUUGUAUUACAAAACUUGUGUAUCUUUAAUGAAACAUUGUCAUAUGAACUAGAGGUCUGCAUGGGCCUUGUCACGUAUUCCCUGUGUGUUUGCUUAGACUUUUAUUUUGAAAUUCUUGUUUAGUUCCCCAUUCCUGUUUCCUGUUAAUUUUGUAGUCCUUUGUAGUUUCUUUUCAUAAUUGGUUUUCCCCUGAUUGUUUUCCCCAGGUGUUUCUCGUUUCCUUGUUUGCCCAUUUGUAUUUAAGCCCUUGUUUCCCCUGGUUUCUUUGUAAGUCUUCAUAUGUGUUGUCUUGUUCUGUGUUUGGUUUCCUGUGUUUUUGUUUCAUUCUAUUCUGAGUUACUUUGUUUAUUUUUGGUUUCCAUUAAAAGCUGCAUUUAGAUCCUCAUUCCACGUCUGCCUCGUUACAGAAAGACUGACCAUCCGAAAUGGAUCUAGCAGCAUGCUUUGUCCAGUUGAGCCGAGCAAACUUACCAAUUAGAGAAUACUAUCGUCUGUUUAGCACUGUUGCCAGAUACACGGGAGUUACCGAUUCCCACUUGAAGUCCUUAUAUCAGAUCGGUCUCCUAGCUCACAAGUGGAGGGAAUUGCCAGAGACCGGUGAUUACACGUGGGAGGAGUAUGUGGAGUUAAUUUUAGAGACAUUCGCUUCAGAGGAACCUCCUCUCUCAACCCCGGUUCCGGUUUCUGAGUCUUCCACACCUCAGCCUGUUCCAUGUCAUGUCAUGUCAACGGCUCAGCCUGCUCUAUACCAUGUCUCAGCCAAACCUCAGCCUGCUUCACGCCAUGCCACAGCUACGCCUGAGUCUGCUCCACGCCAUACCACAACCCAGCCUCCCACGGCCCUUGAUUCCAAGUUAAAUUAUCCACCACUUAUGUCAGUGCGUAGGGUCAUGAAGACCCUUCCUCAAAGCUUGUCAGUACUCACGCCCGCCACGGCCAACGAGCCAGCGCCCGCCUCGGCCAACGAGCCAGCGCCCGCCUCGGCCAACGAGCCAGCGCCCGCCUCGGCCAACGAGCCAGCGCCCACCUCGGCCAACGAGCCCACACCCGCCUCGGCCAAUGAGCCCAUGCCCACAGCCAACGAGCCAACGCCCACACCUGCCACGGCCAACGAGCUAGAAGCCUCAUCCGUCCCAGAGCUUGCGUUGUCAACUUCGGCCAUCCGGAGGAGGAGAAGAAAAGUUUCUGUUCCCAAGUCUCUUCCCGUGUACACAACCACGGAGGUCGUUCCCGAGUCUCCUCCCAUGCCCACGACCACGGAGGUCGUUCCCGAGUCUCCUCCCAUACCCACGACCACGGAGGCCGUUCCCGAGUCUCCUCCCAUGCCCCGACCACGGAGGCCGUUCCCGAGUCUCCUCCCAUGCCCACGACCACGGAGGCCGUUCCCGAGUCUCCUCCCAUGCCCACGACCACGGAGGCCGUUCCCGAGUCUCCUCCCAUGCCCACGACCACGGAGGUCGUUCCCGAGUCCUUUCCCAUGUUCGCGACAAUGGAGGUCAUUUUCCAUUCAUCCAGGACUCUUUGUCUCAAGCCUGCCACGGCUCCGCCUUCCACGGCUUCGUCCCUCGAGCCUGCCACAACUCUGUCUUCCACGGCUUCGCCCCUCGAGCCUGCCAUGGCACCGCCUUCCACAGCUCUGCCCCCAGAGCCUAUACCUCCAGUGGCUCCGCCCGCUCCCCCAGAGACUCCUCUUACAGCGGCUCCACCGCCUGACCCAGUCCCUGUCCUGCGGCCACCUCCCAGGCCUCCUGACCCAGUCUCGGCCCUGCGGCCGCCUCCCAGGCCUCCUUACCCUGUCUCGACCCUGUGGCCUCCCAGAACUCCUGACCCAGUCUCCACCUUGAGGUCAUCUCCUUGGUCUCCUGGCCGUCAGCCUGAUCUGCUCUGGUCUCCCUGGUCUCCUGGCCAUCCGCCUGAUCUGCUCUGGUCUCCUUGGUCUCCUGGCCGUCCGCCUGAUCUGCUCUGGUCUUCCUGGUCUCCUGGCCGUCUGCCUGAU
Myxocyprinus asiaticus (Chinese sucker) is the source of this 2894-nucleotide messenger RNA. RefSeq lists its product as uncharacterized. The transcript is spliced from 2 exons. The coding region runs from base 1324 to 2742 and encodes 472 amino acids. The record is from RefSeq and is a predicted model, not a curated record. NCBI's taxonomy places the organism in Eukaryota, Metazoa, Chordata, Actinopteri, Cypriniformes, Catostomidae.